AUGUCCACCCCCCUCCCCCUAACAGAGGAGAACCUCUCCGCACAUACCCAGCAAAUGGAAUCCACCACCCACACGCACACCCACAAUCACAACCACACGGACAAACACACCCACCCCAUCCCCUCAUGGGUCGAAGAACUCAUAACAGAAGAACGAAUCCGCCUCUCCAUCUCCCAGCACGCCCUCACCCCGACAAACCCCAAGAACAUCUCUCCCGACGACAUUCAAGCCAUCAUGGACGCUAUCACGGUCACCAGCCCCAAGACCCACCCCUUCUACACCUCCAAGCUGUGGGACACCGCGCCCCCCAAGACCGCGGACCGCGUGCUGUACCGCGAGACGCCCCUGGAGCGGUUCCUCACCCCGGGGAAUUGCGAGCCCUGCUAUUUUGAUAAGAUGGCGUUGGCCGCGGUGGGCAUUCAGUAUGGGAGUUUGGAGAGCUGUGGGGUGAGGAGGGCUAUGGCGGAGAGGAAUGUUGAGGUGGCGAGGAUGGUGAGGAGGGAUGCGGAGAGUUAG
Molecule: messenger RNA, 516 nt
Organism: Aspergillus heteromorphus CBS 117.55
Lineage: Eukaryota; Fungi; Ascomycota; Eurotiomycetes; Eurotiales; Aspergillaceae
Exons: 2
Coding region: 1-516 (171 amino acids)
Source: RefSeq, a predicted model, not a curated record